Messenger RNA from Pezoporus occidentalis (night parrot), 7377 nucleotides. RefSeq names its product RAB3C, member RAS oncogene family (gene RAB3C). The transcript has 5 exons. Gene Ontology annotation, cellular component: synaptic vesicle; plasma membrane; endosome. Gene Ontology annotation, molecular function: GTPase activity; GTP binding; myosin V binding. The record is from RefSeq and is a predicted model, not a curated record. Bases 119 to 802 code for a protein of 227 amino acids. Lineage: Eukaryota; Metazoa; Chordata; Aves; Psittaciformes; Psittacidae. Gene Ontology annotation, biological process: regulation of exocytosis; protein secretion; protein localization to plasma membrane.
GACAGCUCCGGUGCUGAUCGCGACGCGGGGUUUCAGCAGAGCCCGGGCUGGCGGCGGCGGUGGCUGUUGGCGUACGCGAGCGGGCGGCGGCAGAGCGAGCGGCGGGCCGCGCUCGGCCAUGAGGCACGAAGCGCCCAUGCAGAUGGCAGCCGCUCAAGAUUCCAGAUAUGGCCAGAAAGAAACAUCUGACCAGAACUUUGAUUACAUGUUCAAACUGCUCAUUAUUGGCAACAGCAGUGUUGGGAAAACCUCCUUUUUGUUCCGAUAUGCUGAUGAUUCCUUUACGUCUGCAUUUGUAAGCACGGUUGGGAUCGAUUUCAAAGUAAAAACAGUUUUCAAAAAUGAAAAAAGAAUUAAGCUACAGAUUUGGGACACAGCUGGUCAAGAGAGGUACAGAACAAUUACCACAGCUUACUACCGGGGUGCAAUGGGCUUCAUUUUAAUGUAUGACAUCACGAACGAAGAAUCUUUCAACGCUGUUCAGGAUUGGUCAACUCAAAUCAAAACAUACUCUUGGGAUAAUGCCCAGGUUAUUUUGGUCGGUAACAAGUGUGACAUGGAGGAUGAACGGGUAAUCUUCACUGAGAGAGGCAAACAUUUAGCAGAGCAACUUGGAUUUGAAUUUUUUGAAACAAGUGCCAAGGACAACAUUAAUGUCAAGCAGACAUUUGAGCGACUCGUGGAUAUCAUCUGUGACAAGAUGUCAGAAAGCCUGGAGAUGGAUCCAACCAUUGCUGCCAGCAAGCAGAACACACAGCUAAAGGACACCCCUCCUCCACAGCAGCCCAACUGCGGCUGUUAAUGCAGCUAUCAGCAAAGGCAGCUCCAGUGUGUUCAGUGGCCAACAGAGUAUUUGUGAAUGGUCUAUAUGCCUUUAUUUAUACUGUCUUAUUAAUUUAUUUGGGAGAAAAAUCUUCUAUUUUACAUCAGCAGCUGGUGGAGAAUGCGUAUGGAGGUGUUGGAAUGGUUGUUAGUUUGAAAGGAUGAUCCAGGUUUUAGCAUCUGGCUUUUGCAUGCAGGAUGGCUAUUAGUUUCUCUUUUAUUUUACUGUUUCACAUUACACUUACUUCAGCUGGUGCCAUGUUCUCAGACCACAUUUGCCUAGAAUUGACUCUUGCUUCAUCAGUUUCAAAUUAUAUAAUUGAAUCCUUAGGGCUGUGGCCAGUGUGGCUUACAAUACACUUCCUGAUGCCACUUGCAUUUUCUCCUGACUGAAAAUUGAUUUAGAAACAUUACUUUAGAGACAAAAUCCCUCAUUCUGUCCAGCUCAUUUGUAUAAGGGACACUUCCUGGAGUAUAUUUCCUCGGCAAAUCUACACUCAUUAUGUUACACAUCCUGGAUGACUGGAAAUUGCAGAAGAAUUUCCAGAAUAGCAUUAGAAGUUAGUUCCUGGACCCAAACCCACCAAACUUUCCUGUGAGUAUCCAACUGGUUAUGGGUAUUCAGUGCAGACACUCAGAUAUUAGGUACUUCAUCCUUUUUUUAUAGAUAGUAUGUUUAUAUUUCCCUGGGAGCUGCAUGUGUUAUCUAACACCUUUCUGAUACUGAACUUAAUUUCUCAUUCCAUUAUUACUAAGAUUCUGGUAGUACCUACCUAGUACUGGAGGGCUAAGUAGCUCUUUCCAUGUCUACUUGCAUGAGAUACUAAACACACAGUUUUAUAUUACCCCGUGACAGAGUCAAAUCCAUUAUGCUUGGUUGUUCAUGGCCAAAAACUGUCUUGUCACAUUGCUGUCAAACCUGCCUAUUAAAUUUUCAGGAAUUUUAUCUUUCAUUCAGUCACUGAGACAAUAACCACCGAAACACAGGCAACACACUGCCUGUAUUCUACUCAGACCUAUUGCAAAAGUGCUGCUGGUCUCAGUGAACUGGAGUUUGACCUCACUUUUACUUUGGGGAUAUUUAUUUUGACAAGACAAUCAGAGUUUCACAAGAUUUUUAAAAACUUUAGAAGUAAUAAAAAAUUAUCAAAAUUUCUGGUGUUAGCCUGAAUACAUUCAUAAGAUCAGCAAAAGGCUGUGAAGAUAGCAGAGUAAAGUACACAAAUGCUUUUUUAAUAACAUGUCAAAAAUAGUCAUAUUUCACAGUUUUUAAAAGUAGUCCUAGUAAUUGGUGGCAGUUUCUUACAUUUGUGCCCUGGAGUACUUUGUACAACUCCUUUACUUGCGUCAUAAUGACUUUUUCUAACUAAAUGGCAUAAUUGAAGAAGCGUUAACUGUUUUAUUGUUCCAGUUAGACAGAAUUUAGGACAAGGCUGACAUUUCUUAAACUGUCUGCAGUGGGAAAAAUCAGAAGACAAAUUAGAAAAGGAAGUAACACAAUGUACUGCAAACUGCUUAAAACUGCAAAGAAAUCCCUCUACGCAAAUUACUUUUUUUGAACAUAGUUUAUAUAAAUCCUGAAACACACUAGGAGAAAAUAGCCACUUUUUUUACUGAUUAAAUAACCUAUAUACACUUUUGACACAGUAACAAUGAUUUUGAAACAAGGCUUAUAGACCCAUGUAAAGUGGAUAUACCAUCAGGGCACUACAUCGGCUGCCUAACUUAAAUGAAUACAUGUUCUUUCUUCAGUCUGUGGUUUUAAACCAUGUCUGUCCUGUUAGCCAGUUUACUUAAGCAUUUGUUUUCCUAGCAGACACGGAGGCUGGUCUUCAUUUAUUUACCUCCAUGAAGAGAAAGCACUGUUCUCUUUGGGGAUGGUGAACAGCCAGGUAGAAGAGGCAUGUGUCAUCCCAACUGUAACUUUGUCUCUCUCCAGGGAUGCUGCUUUUCUUUCCACCAUCUGAGGCAGCAUGUUGAUAACUGUGCUGAGAGACUUUCAUUAAUAUGUUUUCAUUCAUUACAUACCAGCUGCUUUGGAAAAAGAAGUUAUAAGAAGCUGAGGAAACUUUGUGUGAGAUGGUAGGCGUUUUCCCAUCCUUUUCUUGUUAUGUGCAGUUGUUGGUGCUGGAGCAGGGAAGUCUUGAGAGAGCACUCAAGUUCAGCCCUCAAGUCCUUUAGAAAAUGUUUAGGUUGUGUUAUUAGUCUGAGCCAUCUCAGGCAAGACAAGGAGAGAGGAGAACAUAGUCACAUCUUACAUAUGCUUGGGCAUAUCCUGGGUCAUGCAGCAUGGCUACAAAGGCAAGUAUUCUUCCAGCUUUUCUCUGGGGUGCUUGCUGCAAAAUGUUCAUCUUCUGUGCGCAUCAUAACAAGGAAAAAAGACUCCAAGAUGCAUCUUGCUACAGCCACACCUUGCUUAUACUGCAUUGCAGUGAAUUCCAGACCCCACCUGGUGACCAUGCAAUGAAUUCUGGGACAUCCAUGCCUCUUUAUGACCCUUUAGUCUCUAAUUAGUGAUGGCAAUAGCCGCGUUAGCAUGUAUCUUUUUAAACAAUUUGAGUAAUAGAUAAAUAGCUCUUAAAUAGGAUGAAUUAACUGCUUUAAUUUUGCAUCAAGAGCCUGGGCAGAAGAGGAUCAGCAAACUCAAGCAGGGAGAAUCUCUCCUUUGCAUUUCUGAGACAGCCAACCUUCAACAUGUCUCCUGCAUGGGAUGGGGGAAGCAGCUGCUGGAGUAAAACUGUUCAUUAGAGUGCCAGCCAUGUGUUGUAAAGAAAAGGAUCAUCUGAAGUACAAUAGCAGAACCAGUCAGUAUUUAAAAACUCCUAGGAUCUUUGUAUUGGCAUUCAGACAUGUCAUAGACUUCAGAAUUAGUCAGAUUAACUUGUUAAGUGUUCACAUCAAAUCCUGGGAGGUUUUCAAGAGCAGACUGGCUGAAGCCCUGGGCAAACUGCUCAGACCUCUUAGAUGACACUGUUUUGAGCAGGGGGUUGAGGAGGAUGACCUCCUGAUGUCCCAUCAAACACAAUUUAUCCUAUUAUCUCUUCAUCUGUAAUUGAAAAAGUUGGAAGUUUAACUAGAACUUUUCUUAACAAUCAGGGUUACCUACUGAAAAGUAGGCUUUGAUUUCUGUUACAGGUUGGCUUUUGCAGCCAUGUGUCUCACAGCAAUAUUGAGAUUUCUGCUAAAAAAUCUGCUCACAUGUAGAUCAUGUACCUCUCAGAUGGCCAUUGCAGAAACAAAAAAGACAGGCUUUUAAGUAACUUGCUAUUCCUUCCCCAGAUAUUUUAAAGUCUAGUUUGAAUGCUGAGGAAACUAGCAGGAUUGGGAUUUUCAUUCUAUUAAAAAUGGUGUCUUGGCCUUUUUAUCAAAUGCAAAAGGCCAAAAGCAGCCUGUGCCAGUCUACGCUGGCUUCUCUUGGCUUAUGUGGUAGAACUGCAAUUUUCUUAAAUGCAAGUGAAGUUAGGCUGAAUACUUUUGGAAAUCCCAUCCCUAAUCAAGGACCAAAAUUUAGUCAAUCAAUGGCACAUUAUUUACACAUAUCUAGUAGCCACCGAUUAUGAAUUUUUGGAGGAGACAAGCAGGAUUUGGCUAGAACCCUGAUUUAUCCACUGGUGCAGCAUAGCUCCAUCAAGAGAAAGUAACAGGCUAAAAAGCAUUGUAUUCUAGCAAUGGAAGAGGACUGUAUGAUCAAAUUGAAAACGGGGAUAAAAUAACCAAAACUACUUUCAAUCUCAUCACAAUUCUUGGUGAAAACAUACUUGCACACUGUACUAAUUUGUUGUCGCUCUCAGGACAGAAAUAACACUGAAUGUGGUGGAACCUUGGUCCAGACACAGACAGCCUCUUCAGAUUUAGGCCAAAUGGUGAGAUAUAGUGGGUGACACACCAACCACGUUAAAUUUCUGAUUGAUUAGAUGCCUUUGGGCAGAGGCUUCAGAGCUCCAUAGUUCCAGCUGAAUUAAUACUACACAACCCAUUUUAUGAGUUAUGACCUGGACUAAAGCUUUUAGCAGCAGGCUAAUCCAGUGCAUGAGUAAUGCACCACCCGUAUGCUCUUACAGUGUCUUGCUUGCUGCAUGGUCAGCCUGGGGCUCAGGAAAUGCUUCAGGAGCACAGAAGCACAUGGGACGUGACUGAUUCCUGCAGUGCCUCCUGGCACUGAUCGAUGUGCCGAACAUCUAGCAAGCCCUGCUGUUUGAACCUUCAGAUGCAUGGCUUAUUUCUGAUAAGGGUUCAUGUUCACAAGUGUUCUGGUCCUUAUAGUGUAACUAACUUAAUACUGUAUCUUUUGUUGUUGUUGUUUUGUUUUGUGUUUGAAAUACAUAUGAGCUAGCCUGACUUUCUGUCAAAAAAUCACUCCUUCUCUCUGAACAGCUGUGUGACUGUUACCUGAAACUGUUUGUUCCUUCUUGCUUAAACUUAAUAUAAUGCCUAGAGGAACUACAUGAUCAACUGCAUCUGUGUGGCCUUUCCAGAGCACCAGUCUGAAGGAUUAGGUUUUCUGUCCAGUCUGCUCAACUCUGUAUAUUCAGCCAUACCACCUGCAUCUUCUUUAUUUUAGGAACUACUUCAGGGUGCACAAAAUCUGCUGGAAUUUGUUCCUAGCUAUGAGAAUGCUUUGAGUUUAUCAUUUUUAGGAAAAAAAAAAAGGGGCACAAAUUCUACAUAUGGUGAUGAUGCCUUUGUUUUUCCAAUAGCAGAUGAAUGAUGCUGCAGCUGCAUUCUAAAAGAAGCCUCCCUCUCAAAUUCCACUCGUCCCUAGCUACCCAUUUCAGUAUUUCUGAGAAGCAAGUUUUAAUACUUGCAUUUUUAAGGGCAUCAACCAAAUUACUGUUCUGCUGAUGGGCAGAUUCCUCCUUGGCCUGUUUCAUAUAGACAGACACAUGCUGCAUGAGCCUAGUUCUUUAGGAUAACAGAUUUGGGAAUAUGAGACCAUGAGUAUGUAGAUCCUCAUAGAUGAUUCCUCAAGUGAUACAAAGCAACAUGUCUUCACUUACGCCAGCAGAGGAGUGAGUUGUGUUGAUUUGCACCAUUUAAUUUUUACCUUCUAAUUCUAGAUUUUCCAAGGUUCAUUGUUUGUCAAGUCUGAUUUAAAAAGGCAAUUUGUUUCAAUUAUUUGAAUGAUUUCUACCAGUUUUCUUUAUAAGGGGUGAAUGUAUUUGACCUUUGCAAUAUGAGCUUUCUUUUCUUUUUUUUUUUUUAACUUUUUUUUUUUUUACUUUGUUUAUCAAUGGAUGUUCAUUGAAGCAGAAAUUGCAACUACACGUGUAUAGUAUACAUAUAUACACAGCAGUGCAUCUUUGGCACUUAUUCAGUUCCCACUGUUACUUGUUUGUGUUCAGUGCAGACUUUCCUAAAUGCCACAGUGGAAUUCAUCUAUUUAUCUAUAUUUAUUUAUAAAUUCACAUUAGCACCAGAAACCACCUGGGUAACAUCUGCAGACCCAAAUUAGGUUUAUUCAUGGUUCCAGCAGAUGUAGAUGACUUGUCAUUUGUAGAAUAAGGUACCUCGUAUUUGAAUGGGGGAGGAAACAAAAGUCCUAAUCUUUCAGUGACUUCAGGAUCAUGCAUAACAUGCAAAAAAGAAAGCUAGUAAUAGCUCACCACUUCUGGUGAUAAACUUCCUCAAGUAAUUCUGACAUGUACCUGCAACUCGUGUUAAAUGAAAUGUUUGUGCUGUAACUCCUGUUUAAUAUUUUGUCAGUAAUGUCAGAUGUGUUGUGGCUCAGUUGUACUGUCAGAAUGUGUAACCUAUAUACUAGUGCUUGUGGAAUUCACGUCUUAAAUGUUGCAUGAAAAUGUGUUAUAAAAAUAGUUAUGUUUUCUAUUUGUUAAUACCUCAAAACUGAGGAAUUAUGGGCCAAUAAGUGCAAUAUUUAACUAUUUACUCAGUGUAUAUAAACUUGUGUGAAUGGGAGAAGUGUCAUGUAUGUGUGAUGAGCUGUUGAUGAUGUCUGUGUGACUUAAGAUUUCCAGUAGAUAUACAUGUCUUAUAGUAAAAUUUGUAUAGUAAACGCUUUACAAGUGCAGUGUAAAAAUAACCUUAAGUCAUUUAAACUAUUUUUCAUAUAUGAGCCAGCGGUUAAAGAUAUUUCUAUGUUUACUGCAAGUGCAUGUCAAUUUUACUUUUAGAGUUGUGUCCUGUUUGAAUAUUACCAUGUUAUACCAACACAACUGGGGAUAGCUCUUUCAGUAAGGAGAUGGCUGUAAACUCUCUACCUAUAUUUUUAAAGCAUGUUCUCUAGAAGCAUUAGAAGAACCUUCUAUAGCUCAGCAAUUACGAUGAGUUAUUUAUUCUUAAAGAAUCACUUAUAUUUUCCUCUGAUGGUAUUUCAUAUCAUGUAGCAUGUAUUCUCUAAACUGACACAGUUAACUCAUAAUAAUUUCCUGAAAUAUUAAAUAGGGGUACUCAGUGCUCUUGCAGAUGACUCACAAAACUUCAGUUGAUGCCCUGAGUUAAUAUUUUUAGGAACAGCUUAAAGGUCACAGUGAAAAUGGGCCAUCACAGUGUACAGUGACCUUAAUCAGUCACUUCUGACAGUUAAAUUUCUUUACU